AUGAUUAAAUCAACGCAGAUAGCCAGGCUAGAUGGCCUCAUGCUAGCGGCCUCGGUGGAUGACGAGCAGGUCGAGACGGAGCUGGCCGAGGUCAAGUCGCAGGCGAAGAUGAUCUUCAGGCGGCUGAACCGCAACUCGGAGCAGCAAGCCAGCAUCGAGUCUGGACAAUACACGUUGCACUAUAUCAUCCAGGACUCGGUGUGCUUCCUUUGUAUAUGCGACCGAUCCUAUCCGCGGAAACUUGCGUUUACCUACCUCUCGGACCUUGCUCAAGAGUUCACCACCGUCUACCCCUCACAACAAUAUCUUUCCGCGACAUUGCGCCCUUACGCGUUUGUCGAGUUUGACACAUUUAUACAGCGGACGAAGAAGACAUACCAAGACAGUCGUGCGAGCGCAAACCUGGACAAGCUGAACGACGAGCUAAAGGAUGUCACCAAAGUCAUGACCAAGAAUAUUGAGGAUCUUCUGUACCGCGGGGACAGUCUCGAACGAAUGGGCGAGAUGAGUGGACGGUUACGAGAAGACAGCAAGAAAUACAGGAAAGCGGCGGUCAGGAUAAAUUGGGAGCUGAUGCUGAAACAGUACGGGCCGUUUGUUGGGGUUGGUCUGAUCGUGUUGUUUUUCCUCAUCUGGAGAUUCUGGUAG
Molecule: messenger RNA, 648 nt
Organism: Cladophialophora yegresii CBS 114405
Lineage: Eukaryota; Fungi; Ascomycota; Eurotiomycetes; Chaetothyriales; Herpotrichiellaceae
Product: vesicle transporter SEC22
Exons: 4
Coding region: 1-648 (215 amino acids)
Biological process (GO): vesicle fusion with Golgi apparatus; retrograde vesicle-mediated transport, Golgi to endoplasmic reticulum; endoplasmic reticulum to Golgi vesicle-mediated transport
Cellular component (GO): ER to Golgi transport vesicle membrane; endoplasmic reticulum-Golgi intermediate compartment; Golgi membrane
Molecular function (GO): SNAP receptor activity
Source: RefSeq, a predicted model, not a curated record